AUGUCAACCACUGAAACAAAAGCUGAAGAAUUGGUCAACAAACUUACCGAAAAGACAGCCACUCUCAAGCUUGAAGUUGACGUCUCCAAACGAGUAGCUGGUGGUUUUGAAGGAAGUUAUGUUGAAGCUUUACCACCAACAACUAGAGCACGUUAUGAAAGACAUGGUAUCAACUUAAGUCAAGGAUAUCCAGAAAAACCACCAUCUGAUCGAAUCCCAUUAUAUGUUGAUGAUGCUCAUAAAGUUAGAGAUAAAGUUCAAGAUUAUAUUCCAAGAGGUAAAAAUGCAGAUCCAGAAAAAAAAGCUUUAUUUAAAAAAGUUAAACAAGUCAAACAUCUCACCAAACAUAUCGGUACUGAAUUAAUUGGUGUUCAAUUAUCAGACUUGAAUGAACAAGAAUUAGAUGAAUUAGCACUUUUAAUCGCUGAAAGAGUUGUUGUUUUCUUUAGAGAUCAAGAUUUAUCACCACAAAAACAAUUAAAAAUUGGGGAAUUUUUUGGCAAUGUUGAAGUUCAUCCUCAAGUUCCUCAUGUUCCAGACUUACCAGGUACUACUGUUAUUUGGAACGAGUUAGCCAGACGCAAUGGUCUUAAUGUCUCUUGGAAGAAUGCUAAAGCAGGUACUGGUACAUGGCAUUCAGAUUUACCUCAUGAAAGACAACCACCAGGUAUUACACAUUUGCAUAAUGAUGCUAUUCCUGAAAUUGGUGGUGAUACUUUAUGGGCUUCAGGUUAUGCUGCUUAUGAUAAACUAAGUCCAGCAUUUCAAAAAUUUCUUGAAGGUAAAGUUGCUGUACAAAGAUCUAUGCACACUUAUUUAGAUAGAGAGAAUCCUUUGAAUGGUGGUGCUCAAAUUUUGAGAGAACAACCAAUCGUUAGAACACAUCCAGUUACUGGUUGGAAAUCUUUAUACGUGAAUCGUGAUUGGACUGUAAGCAUUAAAGGUUUAGAACCGGAUGAAUCCAAGUUGAUUUUGAAUUAUCUUUAUGAUGUUUAUGAAAAAAAUCUUGAUAUUCAAGUUAGAUUCAAUUGGAAACCAACUGAUCCAAACUUAGGUACAUCUGCCUUAUGGGAUAAUAGAGUUAGUCAACAUGCUGCUGUCUGGGAUUAUGGUGGUGAAGAACCAAGACACGGUACAAGAGUUACUUCUUUAGCUGAAGUUCCCUACUUUGAUCCAGAAUCUAAAUCUCAAAGAGAGGCUUUGGGUUUAACUAAAUGA
Molecule: messenger RNA, 1218 nt
Organism: Hansenula ciferrii
Lineage: Eukaryota; Fungi; Ascomycota; Saccharomycetes; Phaffomycetales; Wickerhamomycetaceae
Product: TauD/TfdA dioxygenase family protein
Exons: 1
Coding region: 1-1218 (405 amino acids)
Cellular component (GO): cytoplasm
Molecular function (GO): 2-oxoglutarate-dependent dioxygenase activity
Source: RefSeq, a predicted model, not a curated record